AUGAGCAAAAUGUUAAUUAAAAGAAUGACUGAUAUCAGCCUGUCUUGCCAGCUGCAUUCAGAAUUAUCACGUAUUUCUGGUUGUUGUCUUUAUCGGAAAUUUGUAAGCUCAGCAUUACACCAAACCUGGUGUGGAACCAUGUAUUCAGUGUGCACCAGGGUUUCUCACAGACAUUGUACAGUUUGUCUUGUCAGUGCACCAACAUUGAGACUGAUCACUGCACCAACGUUGAGACUGAUCACUGCCAGACCAGCACUACACUACUCAACACAGGUUAAACAUACAAAUGUGUCUGAGAUGAAGUUUGAUCUCAACAACUGUCAGAAAGACAGAUUGUUAGCAGAGACAAAUUCUGUGGUAGAACCAAAUCUACAGCAGUCACUCUACACCCGGAUAGUGGAAUCAUUUCCUGAGGGAAUUCAGCUAGCAUUUGCAUAUGGCUCUGGAGCAAUCCAACAAAAGAACAGUUUAGAUGUGUCCAAAAAUAUGCUGGACUUUAUCUUUGUGGUCGAUAAACCGCGGCGGUGGCACCGGCUCAACCUGGAGAAACACCCUCACCACUACUCCUUUUUGAAACACUUUGGGCCUGAUACGAUCACCAGAAUACAGGACAGGUACGGGGCUGGCGUAUACUUCAACACUUUGGUGCCCAUGGAAGGACGGCUGAUCAAGUACGGGGUCAUCAGUACAGCCAGGCUGAUCACAGACCUGCUGGACUGGGAAUCUCUCUACAUCAGUGGCCGGCUGCACAAACCUGUCAGUUUGAUUGUGAUCCCCACAAAUGAGGAUCUUCUCACGGCCAUGAAGAUGAACUUGCGCAGCGCUGUCCACGCAGCUCUGCUGCUGUUACCGGACUUGUUCACAGAAGAACAGUUCUAUACCAAGAUUGCCAGUUUGUCUUAUGCUGGUGAUAUUAGAAUGGGUAUCGCGGAAGACAGAAAUAAAGUAGCAAACAUUGUACGACCAAACAUGCAGCUGUUUGCCCGCAUGUAUGCUCCUCUUUUACUGGAAGAGGAGCAUGUGACCUGGUGGCAGUCGGAGGGUCAGCUGGAGCAAGCCUUGACCUAUCACUCCAGGCACCAUCACCUCAAGUGUCUGCCGGGUCAGGUGUUGUAUGGCUUGUUGCUACAAAAAUAUCAGAUUGGAGUGUUUCCUGACCUGGAAGAGAUUAUCAAACGACAUGCCUAUGAUUCAGAAUGUGCCAAGUAUGUUGCCAAUAGCAUCAAUGACAUUGUGAAGAGAUCUAGUUUGUCCCAGAGUCUCAAAGGAAUCCUCACUGCAGGACUGACAAAGUCUCUCAGGUAUUCAUUAAACAAGGUUGUCAAGAAGAUCAGGAGCAGAUGA
Messenger RNA from Candidula unifasciata, 1344 nucleotides. Lineage: Eukaryota; Metazoa; Mollusca; Gastropoda; Stylommatophora; Geomitridae. The record is from the annotation of a GenBank genome assembly.